This is a messenger RNA of Nymphaea colorata (pocket water lily), 737 nucleotides long. RefSeq lists its product as uncharacterized. Bases 125 to 529 code for a protein of 134 amino acids. The record is from RefSeq and is a predicted model, not a curated record. The transcript has 5 exons. Lineage: Eukaryota; Viridiplantae; Streptophyta; Magnoliopsida; Nymphaeales; Nymphaeaceae.
GUCGGGCGCGCAUAAAACGACCUUCGUUUGUUACUGGUCACUCGUACAUAGGCGGACCAGUCUCGAAGGCGGACGUGAGUAGGACGGACGGACGGACGGACGGCUUUAGAGACGCCGGCCUGGCAUGGAGACUGCCGCAGUAGCAGAAGCAGAGGCUACCCAAAGGGGAGGAGGAGGCGGAGGAGGCGCUGGAGAGGAGGUGGCGAUGGUGAAGUCCUUCGCAGAUUUGGAGAAGGAAGCCAUAGCCAUCGCCGAGAGCUUCACUUCUCUCUUUUCUUCCCUACGCUCCGACCUCUCUGAGGUCACUGGUGCUUCCGUAGAACACAUGCGCUGCUUCAACGAUGCUGCUGGUCGUGUUCAAGAAGCUGCUCUUGAUGCUGCAACCAAGGGAAACCAUUUCAUAAACUCCUGUUUAAGGUUAAAUGAAGAAAUGAAAGGCACUGAAAUCUUAGCGAUGCAAUUGAAGGCCUUGAGGAGAAAUGUUGAUACUUUGGAUUCCACAAUCUCCAAGAUCUUGGAUCUGCCCUGACCUGCAUGCAUACAAAGACAACUUCUAGUUGAAUGCCGUUGGCAAUUAUGUAAUUAGCCCAAUAGAGCUAUAAUUUGCAUUACGUGCUUCUUUUUCUGAAUCAAUUAUUAAGGGUGGCUGGCUGUUCAUUUUCUGAUGGAGAAAAUUUGUCAAGUUAUUUGCUAUUUCCAAGUCCUACAAAUAAAGAAGUAAAUUCUUCUCUCGGUUA